Messenger RNA from Drosophila subobscura, 660 nucleotides. RefSeq lists its product as uncharacterized. NCBI's taxonomy places the organism in Eukaryota, Metazoa, Arthropoda, Insecta, Diptera, Drosophilidae. The record is from RefSeq and is a predicted model, not a curated record. The coding region runs from base 139 to 627 and encodes 162 amino acids. The transcript is spliced from 2 exons.
AAUAAACAGAAGGAACAGUUUAAGAUUAGUUAUUGCGUGUCUGUUGAAAUUAAAUAGUGAGUGGUUUGGCAUUUAAGCAGAAUUAAAUCCUUUGGUAGGACCAUUUCUACAAGUAUUAUCAUCACCUGAAGACCGAAAAUGGCAGGGAAUAUAAAAAACAUAAAUGCUGCCGACGCUGAAAUUGCAAAUCAUUUGAGAUAUAUUUUCCACAUUAAGCCCAAGCCAGCUCCAACAAAAUGUAAUCCAUUUGUGGUCGAAUUUUUCGGCGUUUUGAGUCUAACUGAUCUGCGAGAGCCCGAGAGGAAGCUGUGGUACAUAUACUAUUGUAAGCAGACAGAUAUCGAGCACACUCUGCAUCAGAUUCACAAGAAGUAUGGCAAAAAGAAUAUGUAUGAGAUAUUCCGGAAGCCGGUAUUCAGUGGCCCUGCCUUGCGCGCCAGUGUCAAGAAGCACUUUUCGGAAUUGAAGUGGUUUACAAAGGGAAAUCUGCUAGAAGCACCCCCAAAGAGUCAUUUUAACAACGAGCGUGUUUGUAAAACCGUAACGGAUCUGCACAACAUUGAGCAGCAAAGACUUUAUAACUAUGUGAUGGUGAAAAAUCAGUGGUACUCGAGGUACAACCGCUGAUUACGUCUGGUGUAGGUGUAGUUAAGCUCUGUG